This is a messenger RNA of Mytilus trossulus (common blue mussel), 3516 nucleotides long. RefSeq names its product GDNF-inducible zinc finger protein 1-like. Lineage: Eukaryota; Metazoa; Mollusca; Bivalvia; Mytilida; Mytilidae. Gene Ontology annotation, biological process: regulation of gene expression. The transcript has 9 exons. Bases 268 to 2808 code for a protein of 846 amino acids. Gene Ontology annotation, cellular component: nucleus. The record is from RefSeq and is a predicted model, not a curated record. Gene Ontology annotation, molecular function: protein binding.
UUAUUUCCGGUUUUAUUUUUCCUAAUCCAAAAUAAAUAAUUACCAAGAUUUAGGUUUAUGCAAUGAAAUGCAAUGGAAAAAUAUCACUUCAUAUGCAGCAAUACUCAUUCUCUUGUAAACUUACCUUCCAUUGUCAUUUUGAUAUAGGCAGCACUCAAUAAGAUGGCUGCCCCCAUAGAAUAUUGGAAAGGAUUACUGUUCAUACUAAAGAUACAGACAACAGAAAGUUGAUUAGUUUGAAUUCACUGGUUAUGAGAUUUAUUAAGAAUGGAUGAAGUAAUCAGUGUUUCUGUUCCUGGAUAUAAAGAUCAAGUAUUUCACUCACUGCAUCAGUUACAACAAAGGGGAGUUAACUGUGAUGUAACUCUCCAAGCAUGUGAUGGCAUUGCAAAUCUUCACAGUAUCAUCUUGGAGGCUAACAGUGAAUCACAUUCCAACCCUCAUGGAUUCAACAAAACAGAUAGGCAUCAAAUUGACUGUACAAAUUACAGCAUUCAAGUAGUUGAAGCAGUGGUCAUAUGUUUAUAUACUGGUGAAAUAAUUAUAGAGGAAAAAAAUAUCUCAGAUCUGAUUGAAGUGUGUGAAGAUUUAGAUCUUAAUCAAAUAUGUCAAACUUUAAAACAGCACCAUAAAACUUUACCGAAACCUGUAGAAUCAUAUCCACAAUUUGACAACAGACAGAAUGAGUCAUCACGGUUCAUUGACAAUGAUGAGGACGAGAACGGUGAUGAUGGUGAUAGUGAUAAUGGCGCUGAUGGUGACAGUGAUAAUGGCGCUGAUGAUGAGGAUGAGGGUGAUGAUGCUGAUGAACAAAGGUUUAAAAUGUCUGCAACACGUUCAGACCCAGAUGAUGUAUUGGGUAAAGAAAUAGUGAAUGAAGGAGAACAUUUGUAUCUUAAAAUUACCAACACACCAAUUACAUGUAAAUCUGAAAAUGAUAGUGAUCAUGAAAACCAAAACAGAAAUGAUAUUUCUGAUGAUGAAGAUAGCAUUGAUACUAAACCUUGUGAGAAAGAACUUUCUGAUAAUAACAAUUUGAAGCAGGCUGUUACAGAGGAUAUAACCAUUCAAAAAGAUUCUGGCAUUCAUGAAUCUGUGAAUGUCUCUAACUCCUUGAACAAACAAGGAAAUAAUAGUAAUACUUCUUCUUUUGUGAAAAUUAGAAAAAGGACUAAAAAAGAAUAUGUUGAUACUAAAGAGUCUGAAAAGUCAGCCACAGAAGUUUCAAUUAAUCAGGGGAAAACAAAAUAUUCUAGUAGAGUGUCUUCUUUAAAAAGUACACAAAAGAAUGUUAGUAGAAGAGGAACCAAACGCUCUUAUAAAUCAAAUAUAAAAAGUGAAGGAACAGUUUCUUCAAAUAAAAGGUUAAAGCAAACAAAGAGCUUAAAGAAACAAAAACCUGCAAAUAAAACAAAAAAAGCCGAAAAAAUAAAUCGUAAAGUUUUAAAAAAGAAAGAAAAGGAAACAUCAGACGAUGAAGAUGGUGAGGAAAAGGAUGAAGAUUUUGGUCUGGACUCUGAUCUGACAAGUACUAAAAAGGAGUGGAAAUGUGUUCAGUGUAAUUUAGUUUUCCCAUCAUAUGCAAAACGUGGAGAUCAUUUGAGAGAAGUUCAUAAGCCUUACCCUUGUGAACUGUGUGAAUGGAUUGGGAUACAACCCCACCUAUAUGCCUCACAUAUGUAUGGACAACACAAAGUGGUCAUUUUUCCAAAGAAAUAUCCAUUGGUUGUAUGUGACGUUGAGGGAUGUUCACACAAAUGUUUAAAUAUAAAUUUAUACAACCAUAAAAAAUGUCAUCGCUAUAAAACUGACAAGUUAGUAUGCCAUGUUUGUGGAAUGGAGUUUACAUCAGAAGGAGGCUUGAGAGCUCACUCAUCUCACCAUAAAGAAGAGGAAAUGAAGUUUAAAUGUAAAGAAUGUGGUAAAGUGUUUGGAUGGAAACAUGAACUUACGAAACAUCUGAAUGCUGAACAUAAAAGUUAUAGACUUUGUCAUAAAUGUCCAUUCAAGUCCAAAGUUCAGAUGACAUUGUCCAUUCAUCUACAUAAUGUACAUGGAGAAGCUAUCCCUUCUAAUAUGAAAAAAUACCAGUGUGAUUUGUGUGACUUCUACUGUUUCUAUCCUAGUUAUUUAAAAAAUCAUAAACAAGAAAAUCAUUCAGAAGAUCUGAACUUCAAGUGCAGUGAUUGUCCAAAGAAAUUUAAAACAAAUAAGUCAUUAUAUAGUCAUAGAAUUGCCUCUCACAGCAAUGAGGUAUUUCGAUGUGACAAGUGUAGUUACACAACAAGGUCAAGAAGAACACUUAGAACACAUGAACAGUGUACACAUUCUGAGGCUCGUCCAUUCUCAUGUCAUAUUUGUGAAUACAGCUGCAAGUUGAAGGGAAAUUUAAACAGCCAUAUGAAAAAUAUUCAUAAAUUAGAAAUAAUUUCAACUCAUAAACUACGUGAAAAAAUGAUAAAGACAGGAAAAGGUUAUAAUGAAUACAUGAGUGCUAGAAGGAAUUUCAUAGAUUCAGAAAAGAGUUCUUCAGAUCUAUCUGUGCAGACUAGACCAAUAAGUGAAAAAACAAUUACAACUGAGAAAAGUUAUAAUGAAUAUAGUGGGGAGAGAAUGAAUUAUAUAGAUUCAGAAAGAAUGCCAUCCAAUUUAACAUUACAGAAUAGACCAAUCGGUGAGAGUUACAAUGAACACAUACCUGUACAUGUAUCUGAAGAAAGACAUGUACAAAUGGGAGAUAAUUUAGAAAAAUAUCAAGAGUUAUUGAACUUUGUUGGGAAUUGUAACAUACCAUUAUCAUACUCGUAAACGAGUGCCGCUUAAUUGCAGACAUAUUUUAUUGAUGAAAUUAGAGUAAGAAGGGAAAAGGGGAAUAUGUCAAAACAUAUUUUAAGAAAGUCAAACCAUGUGUGUCGAGUAUUUUUUGAUUGAUCAUUAUGUGUUUUUAUUAGGAUUUCUUAUUAGAUCAAAGCACAUGACAGAACUGAUCAAAUCCUAUUUAUAAUCACACAGUCACUUUGUUCAUUGACAAAUUAUAAAUGGUGAAUUUCAAGUCAAAUGAUAAUUAUACCAAAUACAAAAACAAGGUCAAACUUACCAAUUAUAAUUUAAAAAGAAAACCCUGAUCACACACAUUUGUUUAACUUAUUUUAGCCAUCAAACAUGCAAAAGGUUGAUGUUUAAGUAAUUCUUAUUAUCGCUAUUUUGUGCAUUUUUCGUUUGAUCUUUUUUUGUGAUAAUUUUCAUAUCAUGCUGCUCGCUUGAGAUGGAAUAAUUAUCACUAGAAACUAAGGAGGCCACGUGGCGUUGCUAACGAAAUUGACAUGAACAUGAUGAAAUUGACAACGUCGUCAUAGGUAAAAUAGCGAUAAAUAGAUUAUCAUUGGUCAUCUCAACUCGCUUGCUUUUCUCACUUUCGCUGUACCAGCUCAAGCGAGAAAAAUCAAUCUCGUUGAGAUGAUCAACGAUAAUCUAUAAUUAUAGAUUUGAAAAUUUUAGUGCCAUUUAUUUUUUUAA